GGAAGCGCGGGGGGGAGGGGCGAGGCUUGGUCCAUUCCGAGCAUGCGCAGUGCACCUCAGUCGGUCCGUCCGUCGGCUGCGGGGCGUGAGGGAGCCGGCGGAGCCCAGAGGAGGGCAAGAGGGAGCUCCGAAGAUGGCGGAGGGGAGCAGCCCCAGCAGCGCCGCCGCCGCCCCCGCUUCGUCGUCCCUGAAGGGGCUGCGGGAGCAGAUGGUUGCUGCAGCCCAAGCAUUAGCAGAUGAAAGAAGAAACCAAAGUGGAAUGAGUGCUAGUCCAGUGCCGUCUGCAAUAACCAUAAAGUCAGCAACUAAACCAGUGAUAGACGGCUCCAUUCUGAAAUCAGAAGAGAGGCAAAGGUUAGCCAGAGAGCGAAGAGAAGAGCGAGAGAAGCUGAAUGCUGUCAAGGAAUUGCAGAUACUUGACAAGGAGAGGAAAGCCAAACUCCAGUAUGAGAAGCAGAUGGAAGAGAAGCAGAGGAGGCUGAGGGAGCAGAAGCUGAAAGAGCAGCAGAGAAGAGCGGCAGUCGAGGAGAAGAGGAAACAGAAGAUUGUGGAGGAGAAGGAGCAUUAUGAAGCAGUGGUGCACCGUACCUUAGAGCGGAGCCAGCGGCUAGACACCAGGCAGAAGAGAUGGUCUUGGGGUGGCUCCGUAACGGAUUCAGACAGCAAGACAGAGCCACCAUCUACAGCUGAAGCUAGCAAGCGUUCCACUUCCACCGCAAACCUCAAGCAAGCAGAAACGGUUAUCAAUAAGCGCCUCUCGUCUUCUGCGGCACUUCUUAAUUCUCCAAGCAAGAGCACCACUAAAAGAAGUGCUUCAUUAAACAGACUGAAUAACAAAGCUCCUGUGAAUUCUGAGCAGCCAGUGCCCAAAGGUGUACAGGUGGAACAGAAAGGAGGAGUGGAAAAGAAGAGGAGCUCGUCCUUGAGCCGAAUGAGCAAUAAACUUCAAUCUUCUGAAUUAGAAAAUGUUCAAAAUGAAGAAAAAACAGCUCGUCGUCCCCAGCUCAUCCCUCUGGAUAGCAACGUGAUCAGCCGCCUGCUGGCCCCCACCCAGGCCUCCCUAGCUAGGAGUAAAAGUGCUGCCUCUCUGUCGGCUGAUGGCAAAGAUCCCUCAGAAUCUCCCCUCUGUCCUCGUUCAGCUUCCAACAGCGCCAUCUCCUCCCCAGUCCAUGUUCCCAAAGUGCCUGUGCGCAGCCGCAGCAUCGACAGGCUGAAGGCCUCCGACCCUUCGGAAAACGUUUCUCUGGAAUCGGCACAGAAAACCGAGGGCGCAAAGUCUGCUGCUGGGAGGCGUGCUCCGUCACCGUCGUUGUCUACUCCCAGGCGAUCCCCCUCACCUGCCAACGUAGGGAAACACCCUUCGUCUCCAGCUGCAAGACAAAAGUCUCAUCCGCCUUCACCAAGUGUCUUAAGGCAGCGGCCCCCGUCGCCUGCUCGAGUCCCCAAGCCAGCACCCAUCCAGCGCCCGUCUCUCACUCCAAAUGUCCUCAGCAUUACCAAAAAGAAAACCGACACGGAGUCCAAACCAAAGGAGAGGGCAGAGGAAGCUGGAGGAAAAGAGCCAGGGCCUUCUUCGCAAACCUCAGAGAGAGAGAAUGCUGCAAAUGCUUCAAAGACCAAAGAAGAUGCUGGUAGCAAAGCUGUUCCGGGGACCACAACAGCCGAGGAAGCUGCGAGAAUCUUGGCAGAGAAACGCCGCCUUGCAAGGGAGCAAAGAGAGCGUGAAGACCAGGAGAGAGUUCAAAGAGAAGAGGAGGAAAGGAUCAGAAAAGAAGAAAUGGCCAAGAAAGCUCUCGAAGAGCAGGCGCAGUUGGAAGCGGCUCUCUGCCAGCUGGAAGAAGAGAGGAGGGCAGAAGAAGAGGAACAGCAGAAAAUGGCCGAGGAGGAGCGAAUUCGGAGGGAGCAGGAAGAACAGGAGAAACUGGCUGAGCUGCUGCUGCAGCGAGAAGAGGCUGAAGCGAAAGCUCAGGAGGAAGCUGAAAGGCAGCGGCAGGAACGCGAGCGGAUUAUGCAGCAAAACAUGCAAGAGAGACUGGAGAGGAAAAAGAGAAUUGAAGAAAUAAUGAAGAGGACUCGGAAGGGAGACCAGAGCGGAGCCAAGAACGAUGACCAGUCAAAUGCGGAGGAUGACGGUGUUGAAGAGGAUGAAGAACUGGGCCUUGAGAAGCAAGAUGAACCUGAAAAGAAAAAUUACAUUGACUGCUCCCUAGAAGGCAGUCCAGUGGUCAUGCACAGUUCGCCUUUGUUGCAAGAUGGAUCAAAGAUGGAACCAGAUGAUGUCUUUAUAAAUGGCGGUGACCAAGAGGAAGUUGAUCAGAGAAAAGAUGGAAAUUCUGUGUGCUUUACUCAGAAUAUAGAAGCCAGCCCUCUGGUGAAAGAAACUAUUAUUAAGAACUCUGAAAUCCUGCAUGUUAAUGAAGCUGAUCACCCAGUUGGAUUUCUAUCUAAUCUGAAUGGGAAAUCUUCCACAUGGAGCUUUGAGGAGUACAUUGAUCUUGGCGUCCAUCCCAAGUCAACCCGGCUAAGUUCAGAGAGCAUCGCUGAUAGAGCCACCCAGAACUUGAAAGACGCUACCACAGUCCCCACCAGUCCCAAGCUGGCUUUUGAGGAGGAGAGCGCCGUGAAUUCCUUAAUCCAACCAAUAGAGACUGCAUCAGAACUGUGAACCUUAGAAACCUGGAAGGCUCCUGACCGCACUUCAGGAAUUCAGGGUUUCGUCAAGUCAUGAAGGCCUUGUUUGAAAAAGCUGCUUGUGAACCGUUGUCCACCUCCCAAGUUUUGUGCAAAAAAACCCAAAACCCGUUCCCGCCUAACUUUGCACCUUGAAACCUUUUCAGGGAGACUCUCUUGCCAUUGUUGCUUUCUCAGAUUUCAUUAGUGGAUCUGUUUAACCAGGUUUCCUUUAAAAAAUAUCCCUUGUUCUCCUUUGGAUGAAAUGUUCACUAAAUUGCCUGCGGGUCCUUAACUUCCUUGUUAACAUGAGAUACAGUGGCUUGUCUUGGAGCCUUCGAAGGAUUGUUGCACACCUAACAGAGCAAGCGAAAUAAAACGCUAUAAUCGAAUGUGUAUUAAAACCAAACCCAUUUUGUCCUGUGUUACUAGUGUUGGUCGUGGACUCGUGCAGUGGGCGGUAGCACUCCAGGGGAGCUGAACUUAAACAGCCAGGAUCGCACUGCCUCCCUCCGUGUCGAGUCACCGUGUUUUGUCAGAUUGUUUCUAAUCAAAAACUUGAUGUAGGUUCGAAAUCGUCUUGAUCAACAAGAGCCCUCUGCAGAUGUUCUACAGAGACCCUGAACAGUCUCUAAAACAGGGUCAGGCGUCCCUGUUAGUGCCCCGCUCACGGUUCGAGUGGUGUUCAUCGGAAGAGGGGAAUGCCAUAUCUGUGAUUGGGGCCACACCUCCCUAUCACAGAAUCCCCUACCAUCGUGGAUACACCAUUCACCUCUUAAGCCGAACUCCGCUCUAACUGUGAGCAGGGUGCUGACAGAGAUGACUGAUGGGGCCAGGGCGGGACUUCUGAUCCUGUUUUAGGCGCUGUAUACAGCAUCUCUGUAUACCAUCUGAAAAGGGCUAAGCACUUGCUCCUUGGGCAGCGAGUUAAAAACUGUCAAGCUGAAAAGGCAGGCUGCCCUCCAGAGUUCCAGCUGGGUGCAGGGCUCGGACAGUUUCUGGAAUCUCUCCCCUCCAGCACUUAUUUUCUAACGCAGUUACAACAUGUGCUGUAUGCCGUAGGGGGUAAAAACGCUGCUGUUUCAGGGUCAGACUGCCUACACGCACAUGCGUGCGCAUGCGCACACACACACACAGAUGUUGCACAGUGUAGAGUCGCAGAAAGAGUGUGUAGGGUGAGCUGCAUGUUUUGGAGGGGGCCGGAGUACCAGCAGACUGAGCCCCUAACCUUAUUUUCCUUAAGUCACGUAUGCCUUCCCAGGGGUGGUGGUCUUCAGUCAUGUGCCAUCCAUCACGGAAUUUUAAUACAGGGGUCCUCCAGCCUAGGUUGCUAGAUGUUUGACUACAACUCCCAUCAUCAUCCCCAGACACAAGCCAUUGUGGCUGGGGAUGAUGGGGACUGUAGUCCAUCAGCGUCUGGGGGCCCACAUUGGAAAACCCAUUUUGGUGUCACUUCACCACCUAACUUGGUGGAGGAAAGGAGAAGCCAAUGGUGGCGCAUGGCCCACCAGACCACUUCAUUGCGCCGUUCCAUUCAUUUUGUCGAGGUUUGUGUGGAUUCUCCUGCAAAGGAAACGGGUGGGAGUGGCCCCAUUGGAUUCCUUCCCAUUGUGUGGCUGCCGUCAGUUGUGUUUUUUUUAAGUACAUGUAUUUAAGUUGCUCUUCACACAUGUAAGUAUUAUUUUUGUGUGUACAUAAAACCAGUAUUAGACCCUUGAAGUUGUGCGUUUAUUUUAUUGUUUGUCCAUGUUGAAUUAUUCUCCAUGUUGUCAUUCUGCUAACGCUGUCCCAUGGCUUGCCUCGGCCCUCAGGGCUGUUCUCUGCAGUAUGCAACCUGUUUAGCCCUCAACCACCUGACUCUGUCCAGAAUGCAGGAAUGAACCCAGUGGCUGCUUCCCCCCCCCCCUUUUUUUUCUUUUGGCAAAUACCUGGGGAAGAGAGCCAUCAUGGGCCAGUGUCUGGAUCGCUAGCUAGAGGUCUCUUUCGAAAAGCUGCUUUCUCCAGAAGUGUGCUUUAACCCUCUACAGCAGGCCUGCUCAGCUUAGCCCCCCCGCCCCCGGCAGUGUUUGAACUACAACUCCCAUACUCCCCAGCCACAGUGGCCAAUAGCCCAGGAUUAUGGGAAUUGUAGGCCAGCAUCUGCAGGAGGACCGAGGCUGAGCAGCCCUCUCUACAGCAAGGGUUCUCGAACCUGGAUCCCCAGAUGGUGUUGGACUUCAGCUCCCAUAAGCACUGCCAAUGGUGUCUGGGGAUUAUGGGAGUUGAAGUCCAACACUUCACUUGGGGACCCAGUCCGAGAACCCCUGCUCUACAGCCAUUUCAGUCCCAUCUAGCAGCCUCCCCUCAACACCAGUGUUCUCACUGGAACCAGUUCAGUUGGAAAGAGGGCCUCUUCACCUCCUUGUCCUCCCCUGCCAGACCUUUUGCUCCUUUCCAAAUCUUGUAGAACUGUUAGAGACUAGAGCAGUGCCUUAGGUUCACCAGACGAAAAAUGUAUUUUUGUACAAUAGCGCUCUCAUGCAGGCAGAGACAAUCAUUCUAACAAGCAGGGCGAUUCUGAUAUCUUUUUUUGUCUUUUCUGUGCAGACUGUUGCCUGUUAGAUGCUUUGUUAAGCUGUAAUGUAAAUAUGUAUGCACUGUUAAAUAAACUUUGCAAUUGAACGGUGA
Hemicordylus capensis (graceful crag lizard) is the source of this 5337-nucleotide messenger RNA. RefSeq names its product MAP7 domain containing 3 (gene MAP7D3). NCBI's taxonomy places the organism in Eukaryota, Metazoa, Chordata, Lepidosauria, Squamata, Cordylidae. Gene Ontology annotation, biological process: microtubule cytoskeleton organization. The transcript has 21 exons. The coding region runs from base 134 to 2665 and encodes 843 amino acids. Gene Ontology annotation, cellular component: microtubule cytoskeleton. The record is from RefSeq and is a predicted model, not a curated record.